Molecule: messenger RNA, 2028 nt
Organism: Metschnikowia bicuspidata var. bicuspidata NRRL YB-4993
Lineage: Eukaryota; Fungi; Ascomycota; Pichiomycetes; Serinales; Metschnikowiaceae
Exons: 1
Coding region: 213-1898 (561 amino acids)
Biological process (GO): regulation of transcription by RNA polymerase II
Cellular component (GO): Set3 complex
Molecular function (GO): transcription corepressor activity; protein binding
Source: RefSeq, a predicted model, not a curated record
ACCACAGAGCCACACACAAUACUCUUCCCUCCAUACAGGUGUCUGGCACGGCGUUCCGCCGGUGCUGGUCUGAGCCGCCCGGGCCGCCCAUAGCGCGGAGGUACGGGUGUGCCUGUCCGCGCCAACGCUCAACUCACAAGUGCCAUUCCUUUACCCCCACCUCUUCCUCUCCAUCGUCCCGCAGCCCCCUGUCCAGCGGCCAACCCCAGCCCAUGUCCCUCGCCAGCGCCGAGCUCAACUACCUCAUAUGGCGCUACUUGCAGGAAAGCGGCUUUGACCUCGCCGCGUACGCGUUCCAGAAAGACUCCGCGUGUCUCGACUACGAGUACUCCACAAACAGGCUACUUCCCGCCAUCCAGCCCGGCUGCUUGGUCAACUUGGUGCAGAAAGGCAUGCUCUACACGUUCCUCGAGGACUCGGCGGCCGGCAAGCCGCUGCGGCUAAAUCUCGUGGACUCGGUGCUCAAAGACAAGACGGAUUUCGACGCCGCCCAAGGCGCCGAAUGGGCUCGUGCACCGGGCGCCCGCCCCAACCCCAGCGCCCCUGCCGGCACGGACACAGACACGCCCGACGUGGCGAUGCAAGACGCGCGCGGGCCGGAGGCCCCCGGGGCCCUGGCGCCGCCGCAGCCGCCCGGCCCGGACCUCCCCUUCCAGACCGCGGUGCUCCGCGCGUUUGCCGCCUGUGCGCCCAGCUUGCUGCUGCACUGGCACCCGUCCACGGACGUGCUUGCGCUCGGCACGGAGCGCUCCACGGCCGUGAUCCACGCGUUGGGCGCGGCCGGCAUCGCCGAGACCGUGACGCUCAGCCACCCGCCCACCAUGGCCGGCGGCACGCCGGUGCCCAGCGCCGUGUGCGCCGUGUCGUGGUCGCCGCAGGGCUCGCUCGUGCUCACGGCCGGCGCCGGCGGCGAGAUCCGCGCGUGGGCGCCGGACGGGCGGCUCAAGAACAUCGUCAACUCCGUGGCCAGCUCCGAGGGCGCGCCGGCAGGCGUCCAUGCGCUCGUGUGGAACACAUCGGGGCUGCUUGUGCUCAGCAUCAGCUCGCACAACUGUGUGGGCGUGUGGGAGGGCGCCACGCUCGCGCCAGUGCUGCAGUGGGCCGAGCCGGAGCCGGCCAGCGGCGAGACCCACGCGUGCUGGCUUGGCGAGCUGAAGUUUGCCAUGACCACGCGCAAGCACGGCAUCCGCAUUGUGGCCGUCAACGCGGCGCAGCUGCCCGCGGAGGCCUUGCUUGCCGUGGGCCAGCUCCCGGGGCACACGCACAGCAUCUGCGACCUCUGCUUCAGCCCGGUGUCCAAGCUCUUGGCGUCCGCGUCGGACGUGGACUACGCCAUCAAGGUGUGGAACAGCCUGCUGUCCGAGGACGCGCUCGAGUUGAACGUCGCGGCCGAGCGGCUGCCGGGGCUCCUGUACCACACGCUGCCCAUCGUGGCGCUCGCGUGGUUGAGCCGCGCGGGCGACGUGCAGGGCAACGAGCUUCUCUCGGUGUCCAUGGAGGGCUCUGUCAACGUGUGGGACGCGUUCUCGGGUGACGCGCUUGUCAGCGCCAACGUGUUCAAGAACCCGGACAACUUCGAGUUCCCCGAGGACCAGCCGGACGUGCACGUCAGCACAAAGAACUCGUUGGUGUACGCCGCGGCCGUCGCGCCCAACAGCCGCGUCUUGGCCCUCGGAGACGACUCGGGCAACGUCACCAUCUGGGACAUCCACCCGGCCCGGUACAGAGGCACGCGCGAGUUCUUGCGCUGCUUGGGGCUCUUUGCGGCGGACAGUGCCGACUCACCGGACGUUCCUGUGGUGGGAAUCUGCGAUCUCGUGUGGGACAGCAAAAGCCGCUUUCUUACCGUGUGCUACAAGGGUCGCGAAAGCGUGAUUUUGCUGUGGGACAAGAGCUGAGCCGGCGGGCUGGCGACACUACUGGGCUUGUAGACAAGAUCGUGUAUUUUUUUAAAGGGAAAGGGUUAAAUGAGCGACCGUAAAGUCAUUGACGUUUUCGCCCACGGGAGCACUGGCCAUGCGCUUCGAU